Molecule: messenger RNA, 6078 nt
Organism: Rana temporaria (common frog)
Lineage: Eukaryota; Metazoa; Chordata; Amphibia; Anura; Ranidae
Gene: SHISA7
Product: shisa family member 7
Exons: 5
Coding region: 221-1735 (504 amino acids)
Biological process (GO): regulation of AMPA receptor activity; regulation of short-term neuronal synaptic plasticity
Cellular component (GO): postsynaptic membrane; postsynaptic density; AMPA glutamate receptor complex
Source: RefSeq, a predicted model, not a curated record
UGUUUGGAGUCAUUGUUUUUUGUAAUGAAGACAACUUUUUAUAAAGUUUAAUAAAGCAAAAACAGAAGUCUGAAGUGAUUCAGAAGUACAUAGACUUUCAUUAUUUGUCAUGUGAAGACUUCUAAAGCACCACAGCCAAACAACAAAGGCCUCUUCCUUCAUAUAUCAGAAAGAGAAUUAUAUUUGUUACUGCCAUUGGACCCUACAGUUCUGAACUGCCAUGUAUCAUCUCUUGACAGUGUUGCUUAGUGUUACUCUGGAUGCUCUCGGUGUGCACUCAGCACUUAGUGUUGGCAAUGGCCAGAGUCAAUGGCAAAGGAACCAAACCCAGGCAAUGCCAAUGCUUCUUGCACACAUAAAAAGACCACAGGUAUCCCAGAAUACCUCAUCAGGAAAGAGCCAGAUUGUACCAGAUAUGUGCUAUGGGUACUAUGAUGUGAUGGGACAGUAUGAUGCCACCUUUAACUGUACCACGGGUACAUAUCGCUAUUGCUGUGGCACUUGUCAUUACCGCUUUUGUUGUGAGCAUCGUCACAAGCGCUUGGACCAGGACAGCUGUAAAAACUAUAACAGUCCUUUCUGGGCACACACAACCCAGCCUAUUACCACCAGUGCUAACAGCAAGCUGAACAAUAAUGGUCAUGCUGACCAGAACAAUAGCACCGUCUAUGUCAUCUGUGGUGUCAUUAGUUUUACUCUAGCCGUGGCCAUCGGAGCCAAGAUUGCCUUUAAUAAGGCCUCCCGACGUCCACCGGGUAGAGAGAUUAAUGUGCCCAGAGCUCUUGUGGACAUUCUCCGCCACCAGUCCGUUGCAGGGAGCCAUGGAGAACGAAAUAACAGCACAACUGUGACUUUAGGGCAACAUGACAAUGGACCAUCUCGUCCUCCAAAAAACCUCUAUAACCCCGUAAAGUCAGCAAAGAACAACCAUGACAAUAUGCAUCAUAACUUCAUCCUUACCGUUAAUAGCCCAAAGCAUUCAGCAACAUUAGAUUACAGAAUGAACAAUAUUCAGCUUCAACCUUCUUGCAAAAAAUAUAAUACAUUGUCAUUCUCUCGUUCUUUCCAUAACUUGUCUCAUUUGCCACCCUCUUAUGAGUCUGCUAUUAAAUCAGACCUCAGCAGAUAUUCAUCACUAAAAAGACUGGCUGAGAAGGACAUGGAUGAAUUUUAUCUAAAGAGAAAACACCUAGCAGAAUUAACACGUGGUACCCUUCCACUUCAUGUCAUGAAGAUGAACUAUGACCAUGAUGGCUACCUAGAAAAAUCUCAAACACCAAGACGAGUCAUGUCCCAGGAGCACAUCCUCUCGGACAAUCACUACCCAGUUCACUAUGAUUACACUAUACCCAGAGACCGCCUCAUUUCUCAAGAACGUCUUCUUUCUCGUGAGGUCUUGCACUCACAGGAGCAUCUGCUGUCUCCUGAAAGGAUACACCAUCGUGGGCCACCGCCAUUCCAUGAAAUGCGUCUUGGACAUCAGAAGGCCCUGUCUCACACCAAUGUCUGUGCUAGCACUCCUAUGCUAGACCGCCACCACAUGAUCAAAAUGAAUUCCCACCCUAGUUCUUCUAAUUCCCCCAAGACCACGUGGGAUAUGGCCAACCACACAGCCAAUCGACGGCAAGCUUUUGCUGCUAAGCGCCAGAAUACCAUUGAGCAACUUCAGUUUAUUCCUGGCCAUCUUCCGAGCCAGCACCUGCGUACUGGGAGUAAGAAUGAAGUCACUGUUUAAGCUGCAUAUUUUUACAGUUUAUUUUUUUCCUUAAUCAGAAAAAAAGAGGCAGUUGGUUUUCAUUCUGAGGCUUCCUUACUAUUUUUGCAUUGCUAGUUUGAACUUAUCAGCUCAUACAGAAGUAAAACCAAGAAAAGAUCACUCCAGAUUUCUGGAGUAAUGAAAAGGGAGUAUUUCUACAUGUUUUUUUUCACCUUAGUUUUACGGUUUUGAUGUAUGCAGCUGCCUCCACUGCCAAGUUGAUGAAACAGUCAAUGGCACCAAAUGAUGUCAAAGAUGAUGGCAUUCACAAACAAGCAGAAAGCUGUGACUCUGGCACCAGCCUACUCUCUGAUGGAUGAAGAUCAUACAGCACCUUACGUGGCUGACAAGUAGAGAUUGGUUAGCCCAAGGUGAAACGGUUUGUUUUCAAAAUGGAAAAAGAGAUUUGACUUCCGGUUGUGUUUUUUCCAGUGAAGAAUACAUCCCAGAGAACAACUAGCAAUCAGAAUUCAAUCAGGGUAAGGUCAAUAUAUGACGCCAACUGAUAAAAAAAUAAAAAAAAGAAGUUGCACACAUUUUUUUUUUACAAGGAUAAUUAUGUAUAGGAUGAAAACAGUGAUGUCACUGCAAGGACUAGACUUUAAAGUCUUGAUUUUCCCAAACAUAUAACUUCACCCCUUUAACUAGCAAGGGAACUUGGUCAAGUGCAAUCCAAUCUAGUAGCCAAUACAGGUGGUUCGGUACAGCACAAACUAUGCCAGGUAUUCACAACAAUAUUAAUGUAAUUAGGUUUCGUUGCAAUCUAAGUGGCUACAAUUAGCUGCAUUCAAGUUUUCUUGCUUUUUUCAUAAAUACAAAUAAGGACUUGUCUAGGAAGGAAUAGUUUGAUCGUCUUGAACAGUUUUAUCCUCUAACGUUUGCAGUGCUUACUGUCUGGAUCAUCGUCUCCAAUUCAAAAAACAAUUUUUGCAUCAAAAGAAAGCCAUCUGGUUCCUGACGUUACGCUAUCAAUGCGUCAUAUGAUUUGGUUGUAUUAUUUAAAAAGAAAAAAAGGAUCGUGCCAUAAAGAAAUCUUUAUUUUACUAUUAUUAUAUUUUUUAACUCAAUGACAUCACAGUAUUUGAGACUACUAUUUGGACUUUUAUCUUCAUACCAUCACCGAUGGUACAAUGGCCUGUAUUUUACCCCCCCCCCCUUUUCCCUUUCCUACUCUAUACACUUCCAUGGAGAGCUCUCAAACAGGAAUGGCCUUAACUGUUUCAAUAAUAUAUCCCCUCAGGCAGUCUUUUUUUUUGGUUAAGAUCUAUUUAAGAUUUUUUUUUCUCUGCCAGACACAAACUUACUAAUCUGUCAUUUGUGAAAAUUAUCUUUUUUCUCUCUGCCACAUUACAAACUAGAUGUCAAUAAGCUAGAAUAUCUAAUUUCUUACAAACAUUAUUAACACGUUUGUGUGAUUAGUCGGCUUAAUUAAUUGUACUAAAAAUGUUGCUUUCUUGACAUUUGAUUGACUGUCCAUCCUGCAUUCAGAAGUCAUGUUAUGCUGCUAAGGUUACAUUGCUAAGAUACUGAAUUCACCUACAAUAAUUAAAAAAAUACCCUACUGUUAUCUAAUGGUGGAUUUGCAGAGAUGUCAAGACUAAUUCACAACCAGUGGAGGGAAAAUUUCAAUGUGUAGCAUGAAUAUAUGAACAAAUAUGUGCAUUAUUCUUUAAACCUUCCACCCAGCUUAUUGACCUCUACUGCUCUAGAUGUAAUGCACAUUUUUCCAGGAUUAUGAUAUGAAUAUACAACAGGCUGAAGAUCUUUUUUCAACACUGUGGCGUUGUCAUUUGCACUAUUCAGUGCUUUUAGCUAAUGUGAUUUAAUUGUAGCUAGUUUUUUUUAAUUUAUUUAUACAUAUGAAAGAUGCUUGAACUGAGGAUCUGUAAAUGCCUCCUUGUACACAUCAAAUCAAAAGUGCUGCCUUACACCUAUGUCAAACUCAAAUAACAUUACCGAUAUUUAAGUUAGUCUUUACAACCAUCCACUAGAAUAAAGAAGAGCUUCAGUUAGAAAAAUAAAUACCCCAUUUCAAGUAAUUAUAAUGGCCCUAGAUAGCAUUUUCUUCUGCCAGUCCUUGUCUCCAUGAAAAAUAUCUGCUUCAAUCCUAUGAACACUGAACUCAAUAGUUCUGUGCGUAAUACUAUAUGGUAUUAAAUAUAUAAGCAAAGGGGAACAUUUAUCAAUUCUAUCACAUUGCUAACCAGGAGCAGUGUAGACAGCUUACGAGACAGAUUUGCUACAAUAGUUCAGCUAUUUAUAUAGCAGAAUAAACCUGCCCCUGACCACUUCCUAAAUGUGCAUUUGAAGUGAGGCCCGGGUUCACAUGUCUCACGCUGCGGUUCCCAGCAUGGCGUCCAGUACUUUCCUUUCACUGGUUCAGGUGCGAUUCAGGUCUGAAUUUUUGCCUGAAUUCGCACCUGAACCGGACCCAAAGACACACAGGACCCUUCUGCAAUGCGGACCGCGGCUGCCCCGGACCUGUGUGAAUCAGUUCUAUUGAGAGCCAGUCACACUCCCCUGUUAUGUGAAUUGGAUAUGAGGAAACCCACAUCCAAUUUGCAUAUAUGUGGCCCCAAACCUGAAAAUCUGUCUCAUCUUCAAUGGCAAAUCUGUGGCAGACCUGGCAAAUCUGUGGCAGACCUGGCAAAUCUGUCUCAGUUUGAUGAGAAGAAUUUUAAGCUUGGGGUUCACAAAUACACAGGAAAACCAUCGCGUUGACCUUGCUAAAUGAGAGGCAGCCUGAUUUGUGUCUAGUUGCAUUUCUAAUUUGCUUGAUAAAUGUCCCCCAGUGUGUUUUGCCAUGAAGCGUCGUAGGGCAAAUUGUAUGAAGUCUCUUAGCAUUUAUUUGACACAGUACUGUUCUAUUAACCACAGUUACCUUGGAUAUGAUUUUGUGACAGUUGGUGGCUUUGGUUAACCUCACACCCCAAAAUACCUUGGUCAACAAUUAAAACUCAGCACAGUCACACAUUGUUCUGUAUGCAGCUACUUUAUUAGUUACAUCUCUUUCUGAACCUGCAGUCAUUACACUCUAUAGACUCUCAACUACAUCUCUUGAAAAUAUUUGACCUGAACUUUAAUAUUACUUAAGCAACCCCCACCAGUGAGAGGGCAUGAAUGCAAAAGCUGUAUAUAGGAGACACUGUUGAUAGAAUGUUUUGCCAGUCAUGUCUGCUUGGUCUUUUUUCUUUUCAAUACCCACUACUGAUACUUCCAUGGCCACUUCCAUGAUAUGUAUGUAGAUAAUGAAGCCUAUUUAUAACUGUGUACAAUGUAAAUUAACCUAACUUUUCAAACUAUUUAUAAAAAAGAUGAAGCUAUCUGAUUUCGCAGCAUUCAGUGCUUUUUAUUCCAAUAACAUUUUCACUGUGAAAUCAGUUCUCGAAUGCAAUGUGUCCUAUUUAUUUAGGUAGGUUAGAAGAACAUUUUACCUUUUUCUGCCAGGGGUAUUGUUUCCAGCAACCUGGGCCUGGCAUAAUCAAUAGAUGUGUACGAAGGCCAAUACUGGUACCACUCUUGUAAUUUAGCAGAAGCAGUACCAUGUAUUUAUUUUUAUUUAUACUUAACUGUUACAAAUAAUAAGAAUGUCAUACCUGAUCAUUCUCCCCCAAAGGGCACCAGCCCAGAACAUCAGUCAUCCAUACAAUUUCAAAAAGGCUGGCUGGCCUGUGGCCACCUUUAUACUAAUAGUAGAUCUUAAAGUCAACCAGAAUUCUGUAGAAUUGGAACUCCAUCACUGAUACCUGUAGGCUCACGAUAUCUAUUCCCCUACACUAACAGUCCUAAGCUAGGAUCAACUCUUUAAAGCGGUAGUUCACCCUGUUUGACAACUUGUGACCACUAGCACUGUUUUUAAAGAACAUAGACCCGGCGAAUUUUUUUUUUUUUUUUUAUGCGCUCCUUACCUGUUUCCUGGUCGAUCGUCCCACCUGUCAAUCAUGUCCUCCCGCGGGGAAUGGGCGUGUCAGUCCAUUCUCCCCCGUCCUGCCACUCACAUUUCUGUAACUCCUCUGUCGACGCGCUCAGCUGUAAUCGCGCGACAUCUCCUCGUAAUCGCGGAAAUCUCCUAAUACAACGGGGCGUGAACUUCAGACGCUAGCAGUUGUUAUAGCAACCAUGCAGUGUUGACGCCGACGCUCGCCGUCAACACUGCACAUCCCGGAAGAAGACCCUGUCGGCUUCAGUAUGCCCACAGGCAAGAUGGAAACGUCCAUCGCAGCAAAAUCAAACUUAUCUUUUUCCGAAAAAGAGCGCAUCGGACGGCUGGACGUGUGGGACACCCUGUUAGGGAAGGAGGAAAGGUAAGUGCUGCACAUUAC